UGUGGGAUGGACAUUGAAAGUGCAGUGUACAGUGUUUGGGGCGGGUGUAGGAGUGGGUUACGCGUCUAUGUCGCUAUGGUUACGGUGUCGCGGUUCUUGUUUACGUCAUUAAGGUCAACGAUCUAGCACAGCACUGUAGCUAGUACGAAGCAUUACGCCCAGAUUUCGGCUCGAUAAAAUAUCUUAUUUAAAUGUGGGCGAUUUUUGUGUCUACGCUUCAAACUAUGUGCUUGGCAACAUUGGGCAGCUUGCUGGUAGAGGAAACAAGGGCUUGACAGCUCUCUUGGGGCAGACAUUGGAUCUGCAAGUAUGGAUAACAGAGUCACUUCUUGGCCUCCUAAUCAGAGAACAGCUAUUCUGACUAAUCAGUGGGACUCUCUGGAGACAGACCCAGAGAUUUUGGCCCAGGAGAGAGUCUGCAAACAGCAGCUAAGAAUGCACAUUGGUGAUCACAUCUUGCCUCAAGGAAAGCUGAAUGACAGUUUAAAGGAAGGAAAUUGGGAAGUGGCAGUUGGAAACAAUAUUCCACAUGAAGACGAGGUGGUUUCUGAUAGAAUUGAAGUAGCACCACAUUCACACAGAACGGGGGAACCUGGAAGAGAUGCUAUCAAAAGCAAACCGGAUGCCUGUGAUGCCUGCUCAGAAUUGUGCUGUUACCCAAACUGGAACCCCAGUGAAAAGGGAACUGUCAUCACUGAGAGUUUAAAGUGCCCCGUCUCGGAAUAUCACCACUUUUUUCAUCAAUCGCAGAAGCCAUUUAUAAGAGGAUAUAGAUACAUAGCUGAUACAAGAUCAAUGAUUCCUAUUUCUGGCAGCGACUGCAAUCAGCCUUACCACCUUCACCCCCAAGAUGGCCAGGUUAGCCCAAUAACAACACAAUGCUAUCACAGCAAUGGUUUGCUUCAGAGCUCACCAAAAUCCAACUCAUCUCAUAGUUGUAGAGAUCGCAAUACCCGUCAGCAGACCAAAGACCAGCCAAAGAUUGGCUGUCCCAAUGUGGAUGCCAAUAUUGAAAGAUCUCUUGAGAUGUCGGAGCACACAGAGGCAGUGCAUACGAUGAACUUGAAAGAAUAUCAAACCUGCAACCGGAAGGACCUGCAACACAUCUCUCCACGAUCAUUUCCGACCUCACCCACAAUAGAGAGUUCUCAGAUUCGCUUGAAGAAAAAACGACAUACACACACCGAAGACCUCGUCGAGCGGAACAAAAAAACACUAGGCCGCAGCACAUCUGGCAAUGGAUCCUAUGCAGACGUGCAUGCACUUCAGCAGAAGAACCCUUGCAUUGGUAAAAAGCAGCAUGGAACUGCUCAAAAGGUUGCCACCGGAGAGUGUCCAAAAGAGAGUUCGGAUCCGGAACAAAGUUUAAGCCAACAAUUGAAGGUCACCCAUAUCAUUGAAGGAAGUAAAGAACAGAGCAAUAUGGAACGUUACUUCAGGAGCAUGGAGAAAAGCCCUGAAUUAGAAAGGACAGCUGCACUAAAAUGCUAUUUAUCAAUUAAGGAGAGUGAAAAGAAGAGGUGUCUCGAAAAUGUCCCCACAAUACCUUUGUGUGCUUCAGAGAACACCGGAGUCUAUACCAAGUUGCCACCUAUUAUGCCAAAGCAGUGCUUUAGACAGUGUGUGAAGACAAUCAAUCCCAACAAUAGAAGCAGCUCUGCUGAUUUCUUGACACAGAUGGAAGAUAAGAAGAGGACAAGAACCAAUUACAAGACAUACAGCCUGAAAGAAUACAAAGAGUUGAAGCUAGAUGUGAAGCUACAAGGUCUAGGCCCUGACUACACAGCAGUGAAGAAGCAAGCUGAGAAGAUGAUCCAACAGAAGCUGUAUUCAAAUGCGGUCCGCGAGAGGAACAAAAACAUGACUAAGAUUCCCUUUCUGUUGGCCAAGGACCCAGUAGGCAAAGACAGGAAAGUUCCCAGGAUUAAGGCUUUGGAGUAUGCUAAGACCAUAGUCAAGCCUCUCAGUCAGCCUCCUCAAUCAAAAUCAAGUAAAACACAACAGUUGGGAGAUUCUAUUGGACGCACUCCUUGUACUGAGAGCUGGAACAUUUCCCAACAGGCCACCGUUGACCUUCUUAUGAAACGUCAUCAAGAAGAAAAAGAGGCCCUCUCUAGAAAGGUGCAUGUUAUUUGAGGAAAUCGAAGAGUCUUCUUGUUGAAGAUUGGCUUCAUUGAUUAUCUCUUAAAGCUAUUAUUUGUGAUGAGUUGCUAAUUUCUUCUUUUUUCUUUCAUUAAAUUUUUGUUUUUGUUGAGUUUCUUGCGGCAGCACGGUGAUCGACAUGUUAGCACGUCCGCCUCAGUGCAGAGGUGCAGGGUUCGAUUCUGGCUCUGGCCUUCCUGUGUGGAGUUUACAUGU
Hippocampus comes (tiger tail seahorse) is the source of this 2358-nucleotide messenger RNA. RefSeq names its product junctional cadherin complex regulator (gene jhy). The record is from RefSeq and is a predicted model, not a curated record. Gene Ontology annotation, biological process: axoneme assembly. Lineage: Eukaryota; Metazoa; Chordata; Actinopteri; Syngnathiformes; Syngnathidae. Bases 310 to 2136 code for a protein of 608 amino acids. The transcript is spliced from 9 exons.